UCUCCCCUGAUAAAUACUCUUCAAAUCUACAGCCGCCAUUAAGGAAGUGAAACAAAGGAAAAUCGUAAACGAUAACGGGAAUCUCGAAAAAAUGCCGUAUAAACGUGGUGGUGGAAGGCAAUGUGUUGUUGUUAACUGUACUAACAAUCAAAAGAAUUUGUAUGACUGGGAAAAUGGACCGUGUGAAGUGCACAAAGGUUUAAUUGCCAAGGAUUGUCCGUGUCUAGUUCCAUUCAAAUUCCAUUGCAUUCCGGCCGAAGGGGAAAAUCGUCUUCAGUGGUUGAAAUCAAUCAACAGGAAAGAUUUCAAUCCGCAUGCCAAAUCAGUGGUCUGUUCCAAGCAUUUUAUCGAUGGCCGCCCCACUAAGCAGAACCCGGUUCCUGUUCUUGAGCUGGGAUAUCAGCCAAUUACCCCCAAGACCCCUGGUCGAAGACCCUUGAUACGACAACCAUUAGAAGAGAGGGAAAAUGUCUACCCCAAGGAACAACAGUCGGAACUGGACAUUCAGUCAGAAACGCCUCUUAAGCCAGCCGUGACCGAUGAAGAUACUUUACCCUGUAAAAUGGUGGCCACUAAAAUAUUAGAUUUUGAACAAUGCAUUGACAAUGAACAGUGUGUAUCUGUGUGCUGUCAGAAAUACCCGGAAAUGUGUAAAAAUGUCAGCAAACCUAAGUUGGUUGAUUGCAGCACACAGACAAUUGAUAUUGUGUCACUUGACCACAGCUAUUGGUACAGCGGAAAAACUCGGAACGCCUCAACACAACAUAACUCUCCAGAAUUUGGUGCGGAAUACAUUGAAACGGAUUCUGAUUUCCAGUUUUACACUGGAUUGAGUUUGGCAACUUUCCUGACACUGGUGGCAACAUUAAGUAAGUUUGGCCAGGAGCUGCCCUAUAAAAUGAGUGUGGCCAACCAGAUAUUGUCAGUCUUGCUGCGACUGAGAUUGGCACUGACAUUUGAAGACAUUGGUAGACGCUUCAGAGUGUCACAUCAGUUGAUCAGCAAAGUGUACCAUUCAUGGGUUGAAAUUAUGUCGGAACACCUAUCAAAGUGCAUUGUUUGGCUACCUCGUGAAACAAUACAAAGAACGUUACCAAAGUCAUUUAUUACAUCUUUUCCCAAGACAACAUGCAUUAUUGAUUGCUCUGAAAUUUAUAUACAGCGGCCAUUUUCAUUGAAAGUAAGAGCACAGACAUGGAGUACGUACAAAAGCCACAACACGGCCAAGUUUUUAAUUGCAAUAGCGCCAAAUGGUUUCAUUAUGUAUGUUUCCCCAUUGUAUGGGGGCAGAGCAAGUGACAAUUAUAUAACAAAGAAGUGUGGAUUUUUGGAAUAUUUACCGAACAGGACACUUGAUUUCAACAAUGGUGUGAGGAUCUAAAAUCCCAUCAGGGCUUGCAGCUAGGUAUGGUUCUUCCUCGCAAACAACAAUCCCUGAAGGAGACACAGUCUUUCCACUCAAUCGCUCAUACCAUGCUCGUGCAACAGGUUCAUACCUUUGCCCAUGGCGAGUAGCGGCGCACCCCUUAAACCUAGAGUAGAUGUGGUUGUUGAUGAAUUUAUCAGGGUUUGCUCUAUUUGUUUUGGGCAGAUCACUCACUCGACUACUGGUGAUCCUUAACUUGCGGCUGUCUGUCCAGGUACUGUUGUUCUGCUGUUUUGUCGCCUUCUCUAACUUGGAUGAGUCAGUCAGCUGAA
Molecule: messenger RNA, 1698 nt
Organism: Dreissena polymorpha
Lineage: Eukaryota; Metazoa; Mollusca; Bivalvia; Myida; Dreissenidae
Exons: 2
Coding region: 92-1381 (429 amino acids)
Source: RefSeq, a predicted model, not a curated record